Amorphotheca resinae ATCC 22711 is the source of this 2829-nucleotide messenger RNA. RefSeq lists its product as hypothetical. NCBI's taxonomy places the organism in Eukaryota, Fungi, Ascomycota, Leotiomycetes, Helotiales, Amorphothecaceae. The record is from RefSeq and is a predicted model, not a curated record. Gene Ontology annotation, molecular function: protein binding. Bases 1 to 2829 code for a protein of 942 amino acids. The transcript is spliced from 4 exons.
AUGGAGCGUCCGGCCGGUCCACCACUGGCCGCCGCGUCACAGACCACCGGCAGACCGAUGGACAAUGGAAACCCGAGACCAGCCCCCCUAAACACCGUCCGAAGAAUACCACCCAAUCCGACUGUUCAGCAUGAAGCGUCCAACUCCUCCCUAGAAUCAGAGAUACCCAUAUCCACGAGUCAGGUCGUUGCCCUUGUUCAGGAGGCAAUGAAGCAUGCCCUCGAUGAGAAUCGGACAAAAGCAGCAGAGGCUAGCGGUGUCAGCAGUGAGCUGAAGCCCGGAGUCACAAUCGACCUGAGCCACAAGCAGAUCCAGAAAUUCCCGGAGGAGGUAAUUGAUAUAAUCAAAAAUGACCUCGAACGAUUGGCACUGUCCCAUAACCAAAUAUACGCAUUUCCUUCCCGACUCUCAGAAUGUACUUCACUACGAUAUUUGAACGUUCGCAGCAACGUAAUCCGCGAUUUUCCUAUGGCGAUUUGCGACUUGACAUCCCUCGAAAUCUUGGAUCUUGGGCGCAAUAAACUCAGGGUCCUACCUCCCGAAUUGGUCAAGUUAACCUCACUUAAGGUCUUGUCCGUGCAGAAAAAUCGUAUCGAGGACCUGCCCCUCUGCCUUGCAGAUAUGGCCUCUCUCCAGGUACUCAAGUUCGAGGGUAAUCCAAUACGCUUCCCACCUAAGGAGGUAUUGCAACCUCAAGCAACAACUCCUCCAAAUAGCGGAUUUCAGGAGAGCGAGAUGGCCGAUAUUGCGGUCACUUCGCAGAUAAAGAAGUUUUUGAAACAAAAGGCUAUAGCUGAUCGCUCAGAGAUAGAAUCUGGUGGAGAGGAGUCUAGCGAAGGAACUGAGACCCCUCGUCCUAUAAAGAGAGUUACGAGUGGCCGAUUUCCAAUCAAGGUUAAUGGAACUGACAUACCUGACCUACGAUCUCCGGGAAUGUCACGACCGCCUCCAAUCCCCUCUCGUUCACAUUAUCGAGGCCUUUCCCAGCAGAACGCUAAUCUUCGACGUCCUGGUGUGAUGCCUUUGACGAUCGGCAGCACAAAUGAACGUCUGCGUAGCAACAGUGAGAACCUAGUCUCAGCACGUUCUACCCAAGACCGGUCAAGACGGAUGGGGAUCGUCUCAAAGAGGCCAUCAGAAUUAGGAACUGUUGACGAGACGAAAUUGAACCGCUACAGCCAUUAUCGAGGUCUCAGUCAUGGAUCUGCAAUGAAUGGAAAUGACAGGACCAAUGCAUCUAUCAGUUCUAGAAGUCCGGCAAGCCCUGCAGACUCCACAACACUUAGGGCAACGUACGUGCGGCGCCUUUCAAGCCUCCCAGAACGUAAACGAGAGUCUGCUUCACCUGAUCCAGUUAUUGAGGGUGCGCAGGGCAUCUUAUUUGCGUUGUUUCAAGUCCACCCAUUGAUCCAAAAUCUACUUGGCCUUGCCAGGGAUGGAACCAACAAGCGCACUAGUCUUGAGAGGGUCUUUUACAACGCAACAACCCACGUCGAAGAGCUAGACCGUGAUCUUCAGCACUACAUCUCCUACUCCGAAGAAGAUGAAGAAGUAUCCCCCCGGUCGAACGAGAAUGUACACCGUGCCUGUUCAACUUGUGUCAGCGCUUAUAUUCACAUCUGCUCUCUACUAUUAAGAAACGUCGAUACAUUAAUAAAUAAUAGUGAUCCGCGAUACAUCCGCCAUCUAUUGCUUCUUCUCUAUGGAAGCUUGGUCGAAGUUCGUAAUGCCGGAGCUAGCCUUUUCCUGCAUGGCCAAAUAUCAGGAGCAAUGGAUGACAUGCGUAUAUCACGAAUCUCGGAGGAAAGUCAGGAUACAAUUAGAGCUCCACCAAGAGACAAGUCAGUUACUCCGACACGUGAGAGGCCAGGCACGAGCUCGAGAACCAGAAGUGCAACUGUGGUCCACCAUUCUAGUAACCUUCGCGUUGCGACAGACACAAUGCCUCCACCGCUACUUAAUUCUGCGCCACGAUUUGUGAUGAACAAUGCCACACCACGCUCUGGUGACUCAUUCCCACAAAAUCUGGCCAGUGGUAGGAUCGGAGGAGAUUUCACUGAUGAGGAUCGAUUAUUUGAAAAGAUCUUCUUGCAAUUGCAGAAGUCGACAGAGAUGGCAAUCCGAAACCUCCCACUUGUCCAUAAUCAUUUGUGUGCAGCGAUGAAGGUCAACAGUGAUAUGUCCAAACCCGAGACAACAAUUCAGUUCUGGCAGCUGUUGAUCCAAAAGAACUCGAUAUCUCUACAGAAUGCAGAAGCACUCAGAGGCCGUCUGUCCCUCAUUAUGCUCAAGGAUCCAGCUAUCAGAACACGCAAUUCUUUUUGGGAUCUCUGCAAUCAUUUCAUGCAGGCUUAUGCCACACUUGCUGAGAAGAUUAAAGAUGCCAAGACUGUGACCACCCUACUUCCAUGGGUCGAGGUAAUUGGCCUUCUUCGGCCCCUUCAAAAGGAAGUUAAGGCGUGUACACAAUUAAUUCAACAGUCGCCCUGGGCUGCCUACUUGAAUGGCAUGUCAAAUGGUUCUUCUCCAUACACUGCCCAGUCGCCACAAGUUCCACUGCCUAUGACACCUCAGAGUGCAUCACUUGGCCCAGCUGUACAGGCGACUGUUCCUUCUACCUCACAAAGCGCGUCAUACAAUGCAAUGUUUAGCGGCAACGUUUUCGAACGCGCAGACGCCUUACUUUCAAUGAAUGGUGGUUCUUCACGAACUGCAACGAUGACCUCGGCGAUGGGUUCAAACGAUGGAAUGAUGAUGCACGCGCCGAUCCACAGUCCUAUGAACUCCACGACCUCUCGAUUUAAUAGUAAUGGGAAGAUUUCAUUCUAA